UUCCAUAGAUGAAAAGCCCACAUAAAGAGCUAAGGAAUCACACACUGGCAUAGCACAGUCAUGUUUGUUCUAAAGCUUGUGUUCCUGGCUCUCUUGGCCUUAUCAGCUGCUCAGCAAGACAUUCCUCGAUACAUUCAAGGCCAGUGGAUUAUCCCUGAUGAGAUUCCCCAGUAUGAAGACCCUGAACAAUCUCUAGCAGUAGAGGAAAGGAUAUGGCCCCAGAGCCCCGAUGUUGUUGAACUGGUGACACCGGAGGACCAGAACUUGCUGACUACUCCAGAGCCACAUGCUAUGGAGGCAUAUGCUAGAAAGGAACAAGAUUCAGAUGAAGGAGGAGAAUCGGCAGUAUGGAAAAUCUGUCUGGUAGUAUCUGUCCUGCUGGUGUCUCUAGUGGGAUCUCUGAGCAUGACCUAUUACAUGUGUGUCUGGAGAGGAGGCAGAAUUCACUAUAAGCCUCAGAGGGAGGAUAAUGCUUAAAAUAAAGAACUUUCUGUAGAAACUAUUGUCUCGUCACUCUGAAAGCUUUAGUCCAUGGAGUAGGUGUUUUAUUUUUUUUCUACAGCUUGUUCUCUUUCCUGCCAAUGAUUUCUGACCAUGAAAAAGUCAAGCAGAAUGUGAAGUACUUCAAGUUUUAAAAAAUUAACAAUUGUCUUAAGUCUGACUUUCUUGUAACUACUUCACAAAAAAACAAAUAAAAUCCUUCCCUUGAAA
Perca flavescens (yellow perch) is the source of this 711-nucleotide messenger RNA. RefSeq lists its product as uncharacterized. Bases 61 to 477 code for a protein of 138 amino acids. NCBI's taxonomy places the organism in Eukaryota, Metazoa, Chordata, Actinopteri, Perciformes, Percidae. The record is from RefSeq and is a predicted model, not a curated record. The transcript has 3 exons.